AUGGCAAAUGUUGACGUUGAUCUUGAGAGUGUUUACCAAGACUAUUUGGCGUCUUUACAAGACUUGACCUUCAACUCAAAACCUAUUAUUACUAACUUAACUAUUAUAGCUCAAGAAAAUAUACCAGCUGCAAAAGCAAUCGCUAAAUCAAUAGAAAAACAAAUCCAUAGUUGUCCACCUGAACAUAAACUUCCCGUUUUAUAUUUACUUGAUUCUAUUAGUAAAAAUGUUGGUGGACCUUUUGUUCAUCUAUUCUCAAGAAAUCUUAAUAAUAUUUUUAUGGAAACCUAUAAUUCUGUUGACCAAGCCACAAAAUUAAAACUUGAAAAAGUGUUGGUUACUUGGAAAGCUGGUUUAAAUGGUUGUGGACCUAUAUUCUCUAAUGAUGUAAUUGCUUUAAUUGAAGGAACAUUAACGAAACAUAAUCAAAGGUAUAAUAAUAACCAUCAAUUAAGGAGUCCAAUUGAUAAUGCUGCUACUAAUAACCUUAUUAAUGGUAAUAAUGUUGAUGGUGCUAAUGGUAGAAAUUGUAUACAUAUCAAUCCAAAUUUCUUGAAUGGAAUCAACCAAAAUUCUUUGACGUCUAUAAAACAAUCACCAUCGCCGUCACCACCUCCACCUCAAAUCCAACAACAACCACCUCAAGCUUUACCUCAAUCAACGACUUCUAAUCAACGGAUAGUAGAUGAUAAUAAACAUGCAAAUGGAAUUCCUGCACUUCCAACAAAUCCAAUUAUAGGAUAUUAUAACACUCAACAACAACAGUCACCAAUUCCUUUACAUAACCAAGUGUUUAUUCCUCCACCUGAACAACAACAAUUAUUACAAGAGUGUCAAGCAUUGAUUUUGUUACAUCAACAAACUGCUUUAACAAAUCCAUCAGAUACAAAUAAUCAAAAUCAAACUAUAUUCUUACAAAAGCUUUGUGAAUUGAUUCAACAAAAACCAAUUCCAAGUGAAGAGAUUCAAAAAAUCAGACAGGUGCUUGGUAUCAACAAUACAACAAAUCAAACAAAUAUUCAAUCUGUUCAAACAGCACCUAUUAUUCAACCUCAUCCUACUAAUGCUGCAACAACUAUUCCUGCUGCCAAUAAUAAUAAUAUACUUUGUGAAUUGAUUCAACAAAAACCAAUUCCAAGUGAAGAGAUUCAAAAAAUCAGACAGGUGCUUGGUAUCAACAAUACAACAAAUCAAACAAAUAUUCAAUCUGUUCAAACAGCACCUAUUAUUCAACCUCAUCCUACUAAUGCUGCAACAACUAUUCCUGCUGCCAAUAAUAAUAAUAUAGUUCCAACUACAACUUAUCCACCGCCACCACCACUUUCUAUCCCAGUUGCAUCUGCCAGUAAUACUGCUAAUUUUAUUCGUAAUAAUAUUGCUCUUUUAAAUAAUGUUGCUCCUCAACAUUUAUCAACUCCUUCACCACCACAUACUGUUGUUAUGUCGAUGUCACAACUUCAUCAAAUCCUUCAACAACCUAAUACAUUAUUAACUAACCCUGUCACUUCUGCCGCUAUACCAGUAACUACAUCUACUG
Entrophospora sp. SA101 is the source of this 1537-nucleotide messenger RNA. The record is from the annotation of a GenBank genome assembly. Lineage: Eukaryota; Fungi; Glomeromycota; Glomeromycetes; Entrophosporales; Entrophosporaceae.